GAAAUUCGAGACGGCGCCAUGCAUCUUCUCCUUGUUGACCUUCACAACGAAUAAAUAGGUUGAGCGUUGUCGUUUGCUAAGUUGGCCUGUCCCUUUGACUAUUGCUCACCUCUAAGCAAAUUACUUGUGGACGCGAUACGAAAUCACCUCAGAUAUUUUGUUUCUCAUGUAUGCUCUUGAUAAGAUGGGAGAUGAAGAAAUCAAUUUGAAGGAGGCUCUCAUCAGGUCCCUAAACGAAGAGGGUAUUUUACCAAAGCUUGAAGCUCAACUAAAGGCAGCAGUGUACCUAGCUCUGGAAAAGCACAACUAUGCCGAAGGAAUACCGCUUUCAAAUCAGUCCAUUCGGUCCUUAUGGUCUACAGAAGAUGGCUUGAUCAUUGCGUCCCUAUUGGUGGAUUUUAUGAAUAUGAUGAAACUUGAAAAUACGUUAAAUGUCCUAAUGGACGAAGCGCAAAUGAAACAUCUAGAACUUUUUGACCGAGAUAAGUUGAUGGCCGUUCUACCUACUGAACGCAGUCCAAGCAGCUCUCCAGUGCUGCUGAACUUGAUUGAAACACUUAGACAUCUCCGGAGCCAGAAAAUGGAUGAAACGGAUUCAUCUACUUCAGCAUCAAACAAUUCACGUAAUAAGUCAAGCAGAAUACCUGUCUUACAGAGUCGUAAAACGAGUUUUGGAUCCCAGGUAUCAGAUGAAACACUCAACACUCCAAAUCGCGACGUUAAUGGUUCGUCAAAAGUUAAAGAAACUAUAAACACUUCCCAGGAAACUCGCCUUCAAGAAAUAGUCACUAAUCACAGCAGCAGAACGCAAAUGCGUACGUCUGUAAUUGGGUCUACAGAUUCUCCGCGACCUUUAACACCGAAUUCUCCAGCUUUGAAUAAUGUUGCGAAGGUCGAAUCCCCCGGAAGGGCGAAUUCAGGAGGGAGUUCACCAUCCAUAGUCAGAGUGUUUGCACCAGUGAAAAAACAGUCGUCUUUAAAUGACGACAAAUCAGAUGUUGAUGAUGAUGAUGAUGAUAUUGAAGAAGUGUUAAGAGCCGAAGAGUCACUGUCUGGAUAUCAUCCCAACCCACAUCAAGGUGAACAUAGGUCACUUUGGCGAUCACCCAACUGCUUCCCCAUUUGUUUAUGAAAUAUUCUUUUGACAUUUUCGUCGUUAAGUUGAACUUGAAGGAGUUUUCUUGCUAUGGUUUUUCUGCAUUCAGUCUGUCACAAACAAACAUGUGUCAGUAUCAGAGCAUGAUCUAGACAUAUUCUUCAGAAUGAGUGGCGGUCUUCUAUCGAGCCUUUCCGACAAUGGCUGAUGGCGAUAUGGUCUAUUUACGUCUAUCGCCGAGUCGACUGCGGGGGUCUCCAUGGCUGACAAUGUCUCUUAAUGCUUAAAGAUGGUGCUUAAUAGGAAUAAAUGGUUGUCUGAACAUAGUUACAGCAGCCGAUCGUCGUUGCCUAUUCGCUGAGCUGCGACACUGUGAAACCCACGUAAGCGUCUUUCACUUCGAUUUAAACCAAGUGCUUUGGCGCUAAAGUCUCCUGCUGUUAUCACUACGCCUGAUAGUUUGGUUUUUUAGGAGAGCAGAAAGCUUUCUAUAAAACCUAUCUGUUACUUUAUCCGGACUGUAGUUAGUGGGAGCACAGGCAGAUAUGACGAAGAGGCGAUGGCGUAUAUCCCUAUCUUUCCGUGUUGGGAGACUUUUCAACUUAACAUUUCAAACUGGUAGACGUAUUUACGAUAUUUUAUUGAGGGUGGUUGUGGUUAUGCAAUACCUUUCUGGUGUAUAUCCUGGAAUACCCUUCACAUUCAUACCUGUUGACUAGUAGAGAAUCUAUUAGGGUCAACACCUUUUGGUGUUGCUAUAACAGUAUCUAUUACCGUAAGCUUUCCAUACCUCGAUAUUAUUGUGAACCUUGUGUUUUGGCAACGUCACGUAAUUCAAACUUAUUAUAUUUGGUCGCUUUCUAUUGUACAAUACCAUAUAUACUUGUUAGGAUAGUUGGAAAAAUAUACCAAUAAUUAUUGUGUUAAGUCUACGGUGGCCUUGGACCUUAAAUGUACAUUUCUUAUUGGUCGAUGUUUACUUCACUUGUUAAAUAUUGUACAAAUGUUGUUUCCUAUUUUAUGGUACGAUGUGGUUUGUUUGCUUGGUAUAUAAAUAGAGUAUGUUUGAAAUACAAUGAUUCAUAACUCAGAGGCAGUGAUUUGUGUUCUUGACUCAACUGGCUGGGGCUAGACAGGGAGGCGAGACCAAUCAGGGCACUAGGUCGUCCUUACGUGUCACUGUCACAGAAGCGAUCGAUAAUAACGCUGCCUAGCAUAACCUGCAGUCACACCCGUUACAACAAUACUGUGAUGUUUAUGCAUAUAAUUAUAUUUUCUUGAAGUGUAAUAUCUGUUUUGAAACUCUUGUCCUCUGGAGUUCAUGUGGUUGUCAUCAGUGAAGUAUCGUCACGUAUUUGUUAUAGAUCAGUUCCACAUUUUUGACCCAAUUCAAUUAUACAGUUAACAGACUGGCAGAAUCUUAGUGAAAAUCCAAAUUAAGGACAUUUUGAACAUAAAACACUGUUUCUGUGUCUAACAUUUACAGUUUGCAUUUAUCAAUCCAUCUGGAACAGUGCAGGAUCAAGUAUAAAGUAAUAUUGGUUCCCUUUAAUGUAAAGCCUGAUAAAAGAAUGUAUUAGAAUGGUAGCUUUGGUGAAAUUACAGUAAUCAUGGGUGAUACCUAUUAAAUGUGCCUAAAAAAAGUUCAUCUAGUGCCAACGCUUUAUUUCACUGGAUUCUCUUGCCGGAUUUUUAACUAAACGUAGAAUCUUUAGCGUUUUCGUAAAUUUUUGCUUGUCUGAUAUGACAAAUGUUUCCUAUGGGUUCGAUAGAUUCUAUUCUUGUAAUUGGAUGUUAUGUUGCAACAUCGAUUCUGAAUCACCGAAUCGUGUUUGAUGUGUGUGUUGGCCUGAAUCUCGAAUGUAUACCCUAGGUCAAGGAUAGUGUCAUACCUGUGUACCGGAACCUAAUGAAGUAAUAAUAUCUGGCCGGUUGGUCAUGAAUGUGGUUUGUCUCUGACUGUAUAGCGGGCGGAUGUUUACAGUAAGUCCUAAAGAUGAUUUGAUUGUUUGAAUCUUAAAACUUAUUGUGGAGCAGUAAUAUUUUGAUGGAGUUUUGUUCUCUGGGCUGGACGGUUUGGUCGUGGAGCUUUCAUCGUUCUUCUGAACGACAUCAGCACAAACUUCAGAUAGAAGUGAAGUGUUCGAAUUUAUCCAUAUGGGUUUCACAGCUUGUUCUGUACACCUAGAUGUUGAUAGGUUCCUAUGGACCUUAAAUUUAUCAUUGUUUACUUCUUUGUUUUGGUUGGAAGCUUCACGACCAAACCGUCCAGCUCAGAGAAUAAAACUCCAUCAAAAUCAUCCACC
This is a messenger RNA of Schistosoma guineensis, 3402 nucleotides long. The record is from the annotation of a GenBank genome assembly. Lineage: Eukaryota; Metazoa; Platyhelminthes; Trematoda; Strigeidida; Schistosomatidae.